Molecule: messenger RNA, 1993 nt
Organism: Aphidius gifuensis
Lineage: Eukaryota; Metazoa; Arthropoda; Insecta; Hymenoptera; Braconidae
Product: protein phosphatase 1H
Exons: 4
Coding region: 1-1440 (479 amino acids)
Biological process (GO): protein dephosphorylation
Molecular function (GO): cation binding; protein serine/threonine phosphatase activity
Source: RefSeq, a predicted model, not a curated record
AUGUUGAACCGUUUUAAAUCAGCAUUCAUUAAUGCCGUUAAUGGUAGUGAGCUUGGUUUACAAGAUAGUAAUCAUUUAGAAAAUGAAGUUUCUGUAGAUUAUAAUAAUGUCAUUGAAGUUGAAGCUAAGCCAUACAGUCGACCAAGUUUUCUAGGUCUAACCCAGGAAGAAACACAGGUCAGUGCUGAUCACAAAGUAAGGCCUAUUAUUGUUCCAAGAGAUUUAAGUCGUUUGCCAUGGUGUGCUGGAUAUGCAGAAUGUAUUAAUGCUGGUAAAUCAACAUGGAAUGAAGAUCAAGCAGCAGCAACAAGAGGAGAUCUUCAGCUACCUGAUAGUGAUAUAACUUUGCCUUAUAUUAUGUUUUCCAUAUUUGAUGGACAUGCUGGAUACCAAGUUGCUCUCACAUCUAGACUACAUCUUCAUCGAAUUAUUUUAGAAAAAUUACAAGCUAUACCUGGCCAUAUGUUGCUUAAUGAUAGUGAAGAAAAUUUUAUAAAUGCCAAAGAUUUAGUAACUGGAGCUAUUGAAUUGGCAUACCGACAAAUGGAUCACAUAGUAGAACAUCAAGCUCAAAAUGGUGGUGGUGGAUGUACAGCAAUUACAAUAUUAUUUUUAAAUGGUAAUCUUUAUGCUGCUGGAGCUGGUGAUUCAAGAGCUGUGCUUGUUUAUGGUGAUGAUCAACGUGCCAUCACAACUGAUCAUACACCAGAUUCAGAAUCAGAUCGUGUACGAGCACUUGGUUCAUUGAAAGCAAGUGAAUUAUUAAAAUCACAUUUUACACCAUUAGAAUUUAGAAAACGUCCAGUUCCAAAAGAACUAGGUAGUAUGGUUUUGUAUAGAGAGCCAUUUAUGACUGGUUGGGCAUAUAAAAUAUUGACACAUGUAGAUUUACGUAUGCCUCUUGUAUCUGGUCAUGGAAAAAGAAGUCGUGUAAUGGGUACCAUUGGUGUUACUCGAGGUUUUGGUGAUCAUGGACUUAAAGCAGCUAAUACUGGCCUAAAUAUAAAACCAUUUUUAUUAUCAAAACCAGAAAUACAAUGUAUUAAACUUGAAGACUAUGAACUUACUGAGAGAGAUUGCAUUAUUAUUGCAACUGAUGGAUUAUGGGAUGUUGUUUCAGACAAAGAUGCAGGUAGUAUUCUUAGAAAAAUACUUGCACCUGAUACACCAUCUUUAGAGUAUAGACUGACAAUGGCUGCUCAAGAAUUAGUACAAGCAGCAAGAGGACGAUUGAUUGGAAGAAUUUGGCGAGGUAAACCUGAAAACCCAGAAGAAACUGAUGAUCGAUAUGUACCAAUGGCAUCUGUUGAUGAUAUCAGUGUCACUGUUAUUCCAAUUUAUCCAUAUUUAUGUGAACAUAAACAAUGGGUAAAAACAAAUUUACAAGAAAGAAGAUAUUCUAAUGAUGGAUCAGUUGCAUCGACAAAUAAUUCUACUUAACAUUAUUAUUAUUAAUAAUAUUAUUUCAACUUUUUUUUAAAAUUUUUAAUUUAAAACAAAGAAAUCAGUAAAAUCCAUCACAUUGCCAAAUAAUUAAAUUUUAUGAAAAUGAAACAAACAGUAAGAUAUAUUGCUUAACAAUAGUUUAAAAAUUCUUGCAUUCAAUAGUCUACAAAAAAAAGUGUGAUUUAUAAAAUGAAUUUUCAUCCAUAUUACAUUCCAUUUUACAUUUAUCAAUUUAAUAUAUUAAUUUAGAACCAAAAAAUAUGUUAAUGAAUGCCUUUUUUUAUUUUUUUUCUUGGCAGCAUAAUUAUUAUUUCAUAGAUAAUAAAUAAUUGAAAAAUUAUUAAAUAUGGUUUUCAUAAGCUAAAUUAUUUACGUCGGUUAACUUGUAAAGCACGACUAUAUAUAUGAUUGAUUAAAUAUGUAAAUAUUAAAAAUACAAAUAUGAUAUUUUAUUUUUCAACAAUAAGAAAUAAAAAUAAAUAAUUAAAAUUGUUUUUAUUAUAUAUAAAAAAAAAAAAGUAGUAGUAUAAAAAAAGCACACUAAAAA